UUGCAGUUUUACAAGUUUAAAAUUGAGGUAAAUGAGAUCACUGGUCUAGUUAUAGGGAAAGAAAUCAGAAAACGAUGCGGAAACGAAGGGUGGCAUCAGGAUCUGGAUGAUGUGGAUCGGACAACAUUGAGAUUUCUGAGAGCAGCCAACUCAUUCAUCCCUGAUGCUAGGGACGAUGGCGCCAACAUGAGAAAUUGUGCCUUCAUUCUUANCAUUGAGAUUUCUGAGAGCAGCCAACUCAUUCAUCCCUGAUGCUAGGGACGAUGGCGCCAACAUGAGAAAUUGUGCCUUCAUUCUUAGACAACCCGGAAGUGAGUUUGUCAUCAUUUCUGGAAACGGAGAUUGGGAGUAUGAUUUCUGCGAGGGAGCCGAUGGCGAGAUUUAUGGCCGCUGCCAACGCAUGCCACUUCUGCGCUAUGCUUGGAAUGCAGCCAAGUCAGCGGUCGUUCGCGUAUUUACCUUUGGUCUUUCAACUGGUUUGAGGGCUUUGACAUAUUUUUAA
Molecule: messenger RNA, 502 nt
Organism: Porites evermanni
Lineage: Eukaryota; Metazoa; Cnidaria; Anthozoa; Scleractinia; Poritidae
Source: the annotation of a GenBank genome assembly